Corticium candelabrum is the source of this 1761-nucleotide messenger RNA. Its product is annotated as tectonic-like complex member MKS1. The record is from RefSeq and is a predicted model, not a curated record. The coding region runs from base 11 to 1651 and encodes 546 amino acids. The transcript is spliced from 2 exons. Gene Ontology annotation, biological process: cilium assembly. NCBI's taxonomy places the organism in Eukaryota, Metazoa, Porifera, Homoscleromorpha, Homosclerophorida, Plakinidae. Gene Ontology annotation, cellular component: MKS complex.
ACAGUGCACUAUGGAUCCUACUAGUAGAGACAAAGUUGGUGUCUACAGGUCGAAUGAUCCUCUCAGAAGCUUUAAAAUUGAAGUGACAUUGAGGAAAGUAGCAGCCGGGAGCGUCUUCUCUCCUGUCCCACUUCCAAACGCAAGAGCGAAUCAAGAAGGACUGGAACUGAACGAAAUGAGACACGAGAACGAUUCCAAUACGGAGACGUGUGUGUUCGCUUGGCAGGAGAAGCUGUUCUCGGAAAGAGAAGAGGAUUUCUACGCCGACAGAAACAACUGUCUUACUCCAUUAGAACUGAAGUAUAACGAUGAUGUGGUGGCUGUCAAGGCAUCGGGAGGUAGAAGAAACAGUAGGAUAUUCACGUAUGUCGAUCAUGAUCAAUACACCGACACAACAGAGUGUGUUGCCACGGAAACAACGUCGUCACAGCAAGUGACCUCAUAUUUGGUACAGAACGUUCUCAAUGUGAGGCAAAGACGCACUGGUGCCAGGGCUGCAUUUGAAGUGACUGGACGUAGGGAUGAUGGCCAAGCCAUCACUUCCAGGAUCGAUCCUGUUGCCAUACCGACAUCAGCCGAAUCUGUGCCAGCCAAUCAUGUCAUUAGUACUCCAUCACAAACUAUGCAUGUGAUGACUGAUCUGAGUCCUGCAGAUCGACUGGGACAGUUAGAAGAUGAGCACUUGCUUUGUACUUUAAGAGCUGACUCACAUGGUGUUAUUACUGUGAAGCCAGAUUUUAAUCAAAAAGGAAAACGCUAUUACAUUGAAAACACAGAAGGGGAGCUGUUUGAGUUUACAAUCAAACACGUGUCUAGUCCGAUGAGUCGAUCAAUCAAGGUACAAGAAACAAAUAUGUUUAGAGAGUUGUACGGUCGACAUAGUGAAAUACUUUUAAGUGCUGUCGGUCAAGAUUUUGCUCGACCUCACAGUGAAAAUGAAAUACUAUUUUGUGCAUUUGGAGAAAUAGUUAGUGCAGCAGACUUUGAGUAUGAUGGUCUUUAUGUAGAGUAUUUUGUACAUCUGCCUGAUGGUUGGAAACCAUCUGGUCUCGACCAGAAAUUGACUGGGAUCAGUAAUAUAUCAUAUACUCGUCAGACUGGCGAUAGGACUGUUGCUCAUUUUGGAUUUCCGUUUGAGUUUGAGGUUCUUUUUAAUUCAGAAUUGUUGGAAGAUGGUCAAAGUCCUCACAUGCCAGAAGUCUACUUGCAGGUGAUAUCGUUAGACUUUUGGGAACGACAUCGCACUGAGGGCUAUGGUCGACUUGUUCUUCCUCAGCGUUCUGGUGUGUAUCAGGAGAAUAUUUUAACUUGGCGACCUUUUGGACGUGGUGUGGUGUCUGAAAUGAGAAGAUACUUUAUUGGUGGAUCACCUGAAUUAGAUGAUAUUACGUAUGUAUCCAAACCAACUGGAUUUACAGGAAGCCAUAUGAGCCGAUAUGGUUUUCGAGCUACGACAUCAGGCACUGUUGUUGUCCGUCUAAAUGUCAUCCAGCAAUCACAGAAAGUUAUAGAUUCUCAAAGACGGGAUCAAGGCGGUAGAACUGAAACUGCAGCUUCUGCUGCUGUUUUGUCAUCAUUUUCAGCUGCCUUGGAUGCUUUCCAACGUGCCCGAGAAAGAAUGCGAAAUGUUAAAGAAAGUCUAAAAUACUGAAGCUUUGUGUACUUCAUGGUUUUGGAUGUAUUGAGUAUUGAUGCAUGGCUAAUUAGUGGUUUGACUAUUUAUGAUUUGUUGAUAUUAAUUUAUCAUACUCGAUGACUGAA